UUACUGAUUGGUACGAACGGACUACAAUACAACGGGGUAAAUUAAAAAAAACAGUAAUAAAUAAACAAAUGAAAAUGAUUACGAUUAAGCCGUCGACAGCGUGUAGUGGAGACGCUAUUAACCCAACCAGCGACAAAAGCCGUAAAGGAUGCUACACUGCCAACCAGCUAGCCGCUUGUUUCAUUCUUUCUUCCUGCUUUCUUCUACCUUCUUCCCCCAUCGUCCGUAGUAGCUUGAUUCCCUAUGCCGGGUAGGCGGUAGCAUCGCUCUCUGAUCUCACCUACACCGCUACACUUAAACAGCAGGUACCAGGAACAGGCAGGGAUCGGAGAGCUGCUGGCCAUGGAGCCUGGUCCCGACGGGCCUGCUGGUGGCCAAGGAACCAGUGCGCCAGCGGAGGCCGGGCCGUCUCCGUCGUCGUCAUCGGCCGCCGCAGCCGCCUCGUCGUCGAGUCGGAAGCAGGCAGAGCAGCAAGCGCCGCCGCAGCAACAAGCAGGAGCACAGCAGAGGCAACAGCAGGCAGCAAGGGCCCAGCAUCAGGAAGCUCCAGCGCCGCAGGCGGCCCAGGCCCAACCGCAGCCACUGGCGCAGCAGCCUCCGCCGCCUCCUCCUCCAGCGGGGCUGAGCCGGUACGAGUCGCAGAAGCGCCGCGACUGGAACACGUUCCUGCAGUACCUGCGGAACCACAAGCCGCCACUGACGCUGGCCCGCUGCAGCGGCGCGCACGUCAUCGAGUUCCUCCGCUACCUGGACCAGUUCGGCAAGACCAAGGUGCACACCGAGGGCUGCGCCCACUUCGGCCAGCCCAACCCGCCGGCGCCCUGCGCGUGCCCGCUGCGCCAGGCGUGGGGCAGCCUCGACGCGCUCAUCGGCCGCCUCCGCGCCGCGUACGAGGAGUCCGGCGGCCGCCCCGAGUCCAACCCGUUCGCGGCCAAGGCCGUGCGCAUCUACCUCCGCGACGUGCGGGAGGCGCAGGCCAAGGCGCGCGGCAUCCCCUACGAGAAGAGGAAGCGCAAGCGCGGAAGCGCGGCCGCGGCGCCUCCAGUUGCGCCGCCUCCUGUUGUAACUGCAGAGACCGCAGGGACCACGUCAGGGACCGUCUGUGACGAGGAGGAGGAACCAUCGCCGUCUGCAGGUGAUGAACCACAGAAGCAGACCACCACGCCGACGUCCGCCUCGGCUCCUCCUACAAGUACUUCCAGCGCUAGUGCAAGUAGUAGCAGUGCCGCCGCGGCCACCACGUCGACGACGACGACAAGGAAGGAGGAAGAAGGAUCCGCGCCAAGCUCGUGAUAAGUGCAGAUCAUCUACAUAUCAUCACCUCCCAAUUCUAAUCCCACCUCCAUCUUAAAUUUUUAGUUGCCUAUUAUUACUAUAUAUUUUUAUUGCUUAUUGAUAUAAGAGAGGUCUAAGGGACUAGGAUCAUGUUAGGAGUACAUCCAUAUAAAUGAAACAUAUAUAUAUCAGUUCAUUUGAAGAGAAAAAAAUAAAAUAGAUUGCAGGAACAUGAAGUAGUAGGGAAAGAUAAGUUCUCUGUUCCAACUCUCUCUCUCUCUCUCUAACAAAGUUUAUGAAUAAUGAAGAUGUUAAGACAUUCUAGGGUAGAUGAUCAUCACCUAUAUAUGGAACAAAUAAGCUUUUCCGUCUGCUGAUUGGAAAUGAUAUGGGGUCACACUGAUAUGGAUUUCUAGUAUAUGAUGUCUGUGUUCCUGCUUAGCAAGUAAUCAUGAUUGUGUCAGUAGUGCAGCUAGCCUGUGGAGACUCUCAUCAUCCAUUAUUAUAUUCUCUUAAUUAAGCAGUUUAUUUUCCCUCCAUUUUCUGGGUCCCUUGUUUGCGAGCAAGGAUAUUGGAGUGGAUUACAGAGGUUAAAAUUCCCUUAUUUAAAAAAAUGAAUUGGAAGGAGAGAUUUUAGCCCAUCCAAUCUACUUUGAUAUUUUUGCUCUCAAACAAGCUCUUAUAGGACCCACACACCUCUCUAUAUAUACAUAAUAUUUGAACAGUAGUUGUCUAUAUGAACCUCCCCCCUAUCUUAUAUAUACGUAAAUUUUUUAUAUACAACAUUAGUUGCGAUGUCCUUGUAAAACAAAGAAAAUUAAGAGUUCCUUUUUUUGUUUUGACUUCCGCAGAGAAUGAUCAUCAGCACCCUAACUAGCAUACAUAUUUUAAUUGUUUCUUUAACAAUUUGCCUUUGUGUACAGUUGAAAAGAGAAAUGUGUGUGAGUACACCAAACGGUAGCACAUCACAUGUCGGUAUCAAUACGAUAUAUCUGGAUUAAAUGUGCAACAGUGCAUAUAUAUAUAAUGAACAGAAACUUCUCGAAUCCAUAGAAUUGCUUCUCUUGUCAUCAUCUUUACUUAUUUUCCAAGUGCAAAUGCCGUCUCUCUCUCUCGUCCUUUUUCUUUCGGUUUCGUUCCCUUUUUAUUUUUGUUUUCUGGUGAUCUCUCAUCAUCAUCUUUUUGUUCUGGCUGGCAGCAUGAUGAGAUGAUAUGUCAUGUUGUCUUGAUCAUUUGUGUACCUGUAUUUGGAGUUUCUAUUGUACCCGACGGUGCAUUGUUUA
Messenger RNA from Zea mays, 2558 nucleotides. Its product is annotated as protein G1-like7. Gene Ontology annotation, biological process: response to light stimulus; mRNA transcription. NCBI's taxonomy places the organism in Eukaryota, Viridiplantae, Streptophyta, Magnoliopsida, Poales, Poaceae. The transcript has a single exon. Gene Ontology annotation, cellular component: nucleus. The record is from RefSeq and is a predicted model, not a curated record. The coding region runs from base 343 to 1293 and encodes 316 amino acids.